Messenger RNA from Bombina bombina (fire-bellied toad), 5222 nucleotides. RefSeq names its product G-patch domain containing 2 (gene GPATCH2). The coding region runs from base 86 to 1582 and encodes 498 amino acids. The transcript is spliced from 10 exons. Lineage: Eukaryota; Metazoa; Chordata; Amphibia; Anura; Bombinatoridae. Gene Ontology annotation, molecular function: nucleic acid binding. The record is from RefSeq and is a predicted model, not a curated record.
CCUGCUGCUCCGGAAGCGACAUGGUGGCUGUGUUUACUGCUCCAACUUGGCUGUGAUUCUGGGGGGGACAUCGUAAGCUUUGUUCAUGGUUGGCGUUGCCAAAAAACACAUCCGAGCCAAUAAGGGAACCAGCUGGCAUUUCAGUCGGACUAUGGAAGAGCUUGUCCACGAUCUGGUGUCGGCACUAGAAGAGAGCUCUGAGCAGGCCAGAGGAUGUUUUGCUGACACAGGUGAUCAUUCCCGCAGCAUCUCCUGCCUCCUGAAAAGGCAAGCGAGAAAGAGAAGAGGAAGGAAGAGGAGAUCAGACAACACUCAUCAUCCAUGGGAAACGGGGCAUGGAUUAAGCGAUGGCUCAGAUUCCAGCCUUGAAGAACAGAACAAGGAUUACAGAGAAUGUUUAAGUAAUAAAAAAGACAGCGACUCGGAUGACCAGUUGUUACUUGCAAAGAGGAGACCAUCGUCAAACAUAAACAAUAUGCGGAGUAAAAGGCCCCUCUGGCAUGAGUCAGACUUGGUUGCAGAUACUUUGGGGAGCAGGACCUUACGGAGAAGGAGAAAGGUGAAGCGGAUGUCAAUAGAUCCACCAGCAGAGGUCACUAGUAUGCUGACUCUAUCACAAAGCCGCGAUCAAGCAAUGGAUAAUGACUUGAGGCAUUACCAACACCUUGAGAUUACUAAAAGUAAAGUUAAAAAAAGGAAAAUUGCAUUUCCAAGGAAUGGACCUGAGGUUCCAGACGAGGGAGUUGUUGUGGAAGGAGAGGAGCUGAGUCACACAAAUAAAGAUAAAAUGGAAUAUGAAGAGCAGAAGGGCUCGGAUGAGAAUAUGAGUGACAGCGAAUCGAGCAGCAUAAGCAGCAGCGAUGGCGGUUUGUUUACCAAUGAUGAGGGUCGCCAAGGUGAUGACGAGCAGAGCGACUGGUUUUAUGAAAGUGAGUCUGGGGGAGCCUGCGGCAUCACUGGCAUCAUCCCUUGGUGGGAGCAGGAAGACACUGCUGGACUAGAGAGAGAAUUACCUGAUCCAGUCUUUGAAAGCAUCCUCACAGGCUCGUUCCCCCUCAUGUCCCAGACUGCUCAGAGAGGUUUCCAGGCCAGACUGAGUCACCUUCAUGCAAUGCAAGCAAGGAGCGUUCGAAAAUCUGCAGGAAACCCAAAUCCUCUGAUUAACAAUCAAAGUAACGAGAGGCUUGUACACUUUUCCCAGGAUCCACAUCACCAUGACCAUUGGUUUAGCCCUGGAGCAAGAAAGGAACAUAGUCAGCUACUUCGUGAUAACCGCUCAGACCGAGGGCAUAAGAAAAAUUGCUCUGUGAAAACAGCCAGCAGACAAACCAGUGUCCAUUUAGGAUCUUUGUUCAUGGGGGACAUCAAACGGAGAAGAAAAGCUGCCCCUCUGCCAGGGCCAACAUCAUCUGGAUUCAUCGGUGAAAAUUCCCAACCUAUUCCAGAUAGUAACAUAGGAAAUCGCAUGCUCCAGAACAUGGGUUGGUCUCCUGGAUCAGGACUGGGACCUGAGGGCAAAGGAAUUUCUGAACCCAUAAGGGCGAUGCAGAGACCAAAGGGACUUGGACUUGGAUUUAGCUGAUAUAAAUCUAUGUGAUAAACAUCUCAUUGAUUCCUGGGAAACAAGAGUUCUUUAUAUUUCAUCACAUUUUUUUAUUUUUUUCUCUAACAAAAGUCUGCAGGCAAAAAAGUAAAUUACAAGUCUGACCGCACUACCAGAGGUGGUCUUUGUAUUUUACAUGUAAUUAUUCUAAGUUAAACACCUACACUGCCCUGCACAUUAACCAUUUUAUUUUCAUCCCAAAAAAUCAGCAUUUUACUGCAUCGCUAGUACAGCUCUUUACAUUUACACAUAGCAGAAAGUUAAAUAUUCAAAGUUCAGCUAUCCCUGCAUAAAGGACUUUGGUCUCUGCUACAGUUAACACCACAUUAUUUUCUAAAGGAAAAAACAUGUAAUGCAGAAGUAAUAUUUUGCUGGUCUCCUAUUAGUUUUUAACAUUAAAAAUGCUCAAAGUCUAGAAAUGAUAUGUUCUCUAGGUGAGCAUGCGUAUGACUUGUAUGAAGAAGCUACACUCUAUUCUGACAACUUAGAGCUAAAGGAAUCUUUGUACCACAUUGCUCUUUCAGUACAUUUAUUGGCUAGUGUAAGACGCAUCAUACUGUAAAUGACAAUCUCCUUCUUUGAAAGUAUUUAUCCAUAAUCCUAAUCUGUCAUUAAACCCUUAGCCAGUUCCCUGCUUGUUGGAUGCAACAAAGUCUGUGAAGCAAUAUAAUUUACCACAAUCAUUUGCAUUUGUUAAAUCUCUCACACUUCUGUUGAGCCAUGACAAUUGUUUGUGGUUAUAUGUCCUCUUAAAGGACCACUAAAGUCAAAAUUAAACUCUAAUGAUUCACAGAAAAUGUGCAGUUCCUAAUGAGCACGUGCAAAAGUCCACUGUGCAUACAGAUAUGCAUCUUGUGAUUGGCUGAUGGCUAUCACAUGAUACAGGAGGUUGGUAAUGUAAGGAAAUUUUGAAAUUUGUCAGAACAAAAUCUACUGCUAAUUUGAAAUUUAGAGUUAUUGCAUUGUUUUAUUAUUGUGCAAUUACUGAUUAGACAAUUCUACUUUAUUUAAUGGCCCUUUAACAGUGGAAUAGGUAUACAUUUCUCCCUGAAGUCUGAGGAUGAGAGACACCUGUGUGAAGGAAGGUAGACUGUGCUGGGGGUAUGUAUCAGCAAUUUUUUAAAAUUAUUUUGCACAGAAGAAAGAAGAACUGACCCCUUUAGGAACAGCACAUGUGCUACUGCAGGGUCUGCCACCCCCCUGACCGUUCUCUGGGGAUCCUCCUGUGACUUUGAAAUUAGCCUCAACAAACACUUCUAAAACCUUUUAGAAGAUUAUCCCUAGGGUCUCCCCAGUGAAAUUAUUGAUUGACAUAAAGCACAAAAUGUAUGUUAAAGCAAUCAGUCUGAAAUACAAGUUGCAAUAUUUCUCCUCUUAAGUAUUGUUGCUUUCUUCUAAAUUUCUUCCAAUUAACAUAGAAAAAACAACAAAAGACCAGAAAGCACAAUCGAAAAAGGGAUCUAACAGAUCAAGGAUGGCCACUGGCGUCCCAUGAAGGACCCUGCGGGGGGGAAAGCAGAGCAAAGAAUGUGCACCAUAGUUUUUGUGGCCCCAAGAAAACGCUUAAUUAAAUUGUAGGUUUUGGAGACUACUGGUGGGUGAGCAAACAGGUGGUCAUAGCUCAAAAGAGCCUGUUGGAGUGGAGGGGAACAACCGAUAGAGGGCACUCUUCACCCUCCCCUAAAUCUGGCCCUGUGCCACUUGACAUUUUUCUGAAAUAUAUUAUUAGUUCUGUGUUUUAUAACUAUAACCUUAUAGGGCCAUUAAAUACAAUAGAAUUGCCUAAUUAACAAAUGCAUAAUAAUACAAUAAUGCAAUGGCACUUGCAGUGAAUUUCAAAUGAGCAGUAGAUAUUUUUCACUGACAAAUGUAAAAAUUUGCUUAUAUUUCCUAUGUCGUGACAGCAAAUAAGCCAAUCACAAAAUGCAUAUACUGUGAACUCUUGCACAUGCUCAGUAGAAGCUGGUGCCUCAAAGUGUAAACAUAAAAAGACUGUGCACAGUUAGAUAAUUGAACUAAAUUUUAGAGAUCUUUAAAAUGGUAUGCUGUAUCUGAAUCAUGAAAGUUUAAUUUUGACUUUAGUGUUCCUUUAUUUUAACAUUUUGAUUACGGCACCCAGGUAUUAGGGUUAUGGGGAUAUUUACAUCAGGCUUGUUAUACACAAUGUUUCAGGUGUCUAGAUGAGCAGAAAUUAAUCUCUGCAAUAUCUGCAGUUAAUAUUCCUGCUUGUUUUAGCUCCUGGCAGAUUUCCUGAGUUGUCAGAAGGAAACAUUAUAUCUGAGGGGGAUUUUCUAGAGUUAGAGCUGAUAGCCACACGGAAAAGCAGCCAGUUAAGGUGAUAAAUCAGGGAUCCACAUACAUUUGUGUUGAGCCUCCAAGGGUUGAUCAUUGAUACCACAGAAGUUUUAUAUCUUUCUUCCAAUUGUUUUGUUUGAGCAAGUGAUUCAGAUGAUCAAGUGGGGCAAACAGGGGUUUCUGUCUUGUUUGUGAGAACUUUUUCAUAUCUUGUUAUUUGUCAGGACAAAAUCAUAGGUCAACGUUCAGAUUUCUGAUCUUCUGGGUUAGUGUUAAUAUCUUUACACCCUUAAAGUGCUUGAACUGAUACCUUGGAUAGUGAUUUUCUUUUAAUUCUCAAGGGUAAAAUAUCUCACAUUAUGUGCUCCAUUUAUAAGGCUGGAGAUUUAGCUUCUAAAGGCUUUGUGGUGCAGACUCCCCCACAUGAGGCUUCAACUGCAACUCAACUGAGGUGAGAAGUUAGGUCACCGUGGAUUGUUCUGCAUAUGAUGAUUAACAACCACUGCUCCUACAGGAUUAGUUGUUUGGUAGCAAGGGUUGGAGCUGCACAAGUGUUUGCUUAUACAAUGAUAAGUUUGGCCAGCAAAUACUGCCUCAUUCUCUGUCUGGGAACCUUGUCCGCAAGUGUAUUUAUACAUAGAGGCCAAAGUAUCAGCCUAUUACAAAGUUUAGUCACCGAGGACAUGGAAGAUCCUUUAGAUAUCUGUAUCUAUUCCACAGAUUUUGGAUAGUCUCCAAAAAGUUAUGAUUAAAGGUUAAUCCAUUAGUUUGGGUAUCUGCAUUUCUCCAGUGAAACAUUCCAUUUAAUUAAGUUUUGACAUUCUUUCAGGCCUGAAAAUACUUUGUCCUGUCUUCAAAAGUUCAUCAGCUUCUUGUGCAUUAUUCGUUAUAAUCUUUGUACAAAGUAGUUGUAUAGUUUAAGAUUGUAUUCUGCUGAUGUCUUUGGUCAGACUGAAAAGUAUGUUUGACCAGAUAGCUCUAAUUUGUCUUCCUUCUUAAAGGGACACUGAACCCAAUUUUUUUUCUAUCAUGAUUCAGAUAGAGCAUGCAAUUUUAAGCAACUUUCUAAUUUACUCAAGUUCUUUUCAUUCUCUUGGUAUCUUUAUUUGAAAUGCAAGAAUGUAAGUUUAGAUGCCUGCCCAUUUUUGGUGAACACACUGUUGUUCUUGCUGAUUGGUGGGUAAAUUCACCUACCAAUAAACAAGUGCUUUCCAUGGUUCUGAAACAAAAAAAUAGCUUAGAUGCCUUCUUUUUCAAAUAAAGAAAGCAAGAGAAUGAAGAAAAAUUGAUAAUAGGUGUAAAUUAGAAAGUUGUUUAAAAUUGC